Molecule: messenger RNA, 947 nt
Organism: Pogoniulus pusillus (Red-fronted tinkerbird)
Lineage: Eukaryota; Metazoa; Chordata; Aves; Piciformes; Lybiidae
Gene: TMEM70
Product: transmembrane protein 70
Exons: 3
Coding region: 33-740 (235 amino acids)
Biological process (GO): mitochondrial proton-transporting ATP synthase complex assembly
Cellular component (GO): mitochondrial membrane
Source: RefSeq, a predicted model, not a curated record
CUCCUUCCUUCCGCCGUGUGCUGCGGUCCGACAUGCUGCUGCCGCUGCUGCGGGCUGCCGGCUGCCGGCGUGUGGCCGGGCCAGCCACCGCCGCCUGGCUGCGGGGCUCCGCUCUCCGCGGCUUCCCCAGCGCCUGCCGCCGCGGGGCGGCUUUGGCGGCCGCCUCGGGACCCCAGCAGGUUACAGCUUUCCAAGGAAUAGCCGUUCGCAGCCUCUGCACAUCUUCCCCUCAUGAUCACCCAGAGCACGGAAGAUUAGUUUAUAAGGGGAAUUUGGCAAAGGCAGUGUUAGGUGUGAAGUUUUUCUCUUACUCCACCAGCAUAUUCAACCUGUUCAUGAUGCCCUACAUCAUGCUCAAAACUGGGAUUGGGUUUGAUAGCCUGCUGAUAGAAGCUGCCUUUUAUGGGCUGAUAGGGUUUUUCACCUUUGUGACCCCAGUGACUCUGCAUGUCCUUACCAAAGGCUACGUGGUUCGGCUCUAUUACAAAGAUGAUGUGGACACCUACACAGCCAUCACCUACAAUGUCAUCUUGGCAGAAAAAGCAACUGUUUUCCAUCAGAAAGAUGUAAAGAUUCCAGACAUCACCAAGAUGUUUACAACGUUUUAUGCUAAGACAAAGUCAAUGCUUGUGAAUCCAUCACUUUUCCCCAAUCCUCAGGAUUACAACCACCUCAUGGGCUAUGACAAAUCCUUGUACUUUAACUUAGAGCAGGGAAAGGAAGCUGGAGAAAGGAAGUGAUCUGAAGGUCAUGAAUGUCGGUGUCACCCUUGAUGGUGCAGUGCUAUAUAUGUAAAUGUAAAAGUCUAUUACCCUUUCUUAAGUAUAGGAGUUUCCCCAGUGCAGUCUGGAAUGUAGAACAAAGCAGCAUUUCUUCUAAACUUGUAAACAGUGUGGAAGGUUGAUCAGAGUUAAUGGCACCAAGCACAGUAAAAGAAAAAGCUCUUA